Molecule: messenger RNA, 3864 nt
Organism: Plutella xylostella (diamondback moth)
Lineage: Eukaryota; Metazoa; Arthropoda; Insecta; Lepidoptera; Plutellidae
Biological process (GO): proteolysis; DNA integration
Molecular function (GO): aspartic-type endopeptidase activity; nucleic acid binding
Source: RefSeq, a predicted model, not a curated record
AUGCUGCUGGGAACAGCGAUGGUCGGAGUACUUGACUGCAAUGGUCACGUACAUAUAGUGAGAGCCUUGUUGGACAGCGGAUCUCAGGUAUCAAUUGUUACGGAGAAUUUGGCCCAGAAGCUGCGGCUUCCCCGCAGUUCAUCUGGCAGUUUGUAUGGUUUGGGAGGUUCAUCUGCUCAGCGGACCAAUGGCAGCAUUGAGAUCCAAGUGACAUCCCGUCAUGAUCGGUCAGCUCCUGGGUUGGUAACCACAGCUGUAGUUUUAAAGCGCAUCACGGGUAGUCUCCCUACUGCUUCUGUAUCUCCACGUGUCAUGGAGCGGUGCCAACAUCUUAUGCUUGCAGAUAACAGGCUGUCCACCCCGGGUCCCAUCGAUGUCCUCAUAGGCGUGGACCUGUAUAGUCAGGUGUUCAAGGGCGGUUCUUACCAGUUGGGUGAAGGGUUUCCCACAGCGCAUGAAUCUGUGUUUGGGUGGAUUUUGAUGGGGCAAGCGCCAGUCAACUCUCAAGUGUGUAGUCUCAUGUCUCUGUCUUGCACGACCGACGAGCUGAACUCUACCUUGUCCAAGUUCUGGGAGGUAGAGGAGGUUCCAGCCACCGCCGUGCAAGAUCCAGAGAACAUUCUUUGUGAAAGGCAUUUUGUGGAGACACACACUCGGGACGAGACGGGACGGUUUAUUGUGCGACUUCCCUUCAAAUCCACCCACAUGCCUCUGGGCGAUACCCGUACAUACGCCUUGAAAAGGUUCUUUAACUUAGAGCGCAAGCUACAGAGAGACGCCAGGCUUCACCAGCUCUACAGCGCAUUCAUGGCCGACUACCUUGAAAUUGGCCAUAUGCGGCCUGUGUCCAUGCCUAGCUGUAACGAAAGGUACUACAUACCUCAUCACGGGGUUCUCAAGGAGAGCAGCAGCACCACCAAACUUAGGGCGGUCUUCGAUGCGUCUCAUCCCAGCUCCACCGGUGUUUCGCUGAAUCAAAUUUUGAUGCCUGGUCCCAAGCUGCAACAGCACAUUUCGGACGUCAUAUUGCGCUUUCGCACAUACGCAGUCGUGUUAACUUGCGACAUAAAGCAGAUGUACCGGAAUGUGCGCAUGCACGACGACGAUUGUCGGUACCAGACCAUCUUUUGGUGCGAGUCACCGGACCAGCCCCUCCGGAAGUUUGAGCUGACAACCGUCACCUAUGGCGUAUCCAGCUCGGCUUAUCAAGCGAUCCGCGUCUUGCACGAGUUAGCCAACAUCAACGAGGUCAAGUGUCCAGAGGUUGCCCGUAUCCUUCGGGAAGACACCUUCGUUGAUGAUGUGGUCAGUGGUUGCGGAUCCAUUGAGGAAGCGAAGCUGUUGCAACAGCAGGUGGUCGAUGUGUUGUCACAAGGGGGUUUCACUGUUCGGAAGUGGGCCAGCAACCGUGAUGAGGUCCUCAAUGGCUAUCCUAGCGAUCAUUUGGAGUGUCCCUUUCGAUUCGAGGAAUCAGGGGACAACAUCUUCAAGAUCUUGGGGAUCGAAUGGAAUUCGGACUCGGACAGCUUCGUCUACCAUGUUUCACCCUUCGGGAGAUGCAGAAGUAAGCGGGAGAUUAUGUCGAAUGUUGCUCGUAUCUACGAUCCCUGUGGUUACUUAACUCCUGUGACCUUCAAGGCCAAGGCCUUCUUACAAGGUCUUUGGUCACACAAUUUAGGUUGGGAUGAACCUCUGCCCGAAGAACUCACUACUGAGUGGGCUUCCUUCGCAGAGGGCUUCGUCAAUUUACGGCUGCCCCGGAUUACAAGAUUUGUAUCGUCUGAUCAACCUCUAACCCGUGAGUUGAUGGGUUUCAGCGAUGCCUCGGAAUCUGGGUACUCAGCCGUACUCUAUUUACGCGUGGUAGACGCGUCAGGUGAGGCGACGGUGCAUCUUCUCAUGGGCAAGUCCCGUGUGGCACCCAUCAAGCAGAAGAUGACCAUACCGCGCCUCGAGUUAUCAGGAGCCUUCCUAUUGGCUCGCAUGAUGCAUCAUGUUUUAACGGUGUUGCAGAGUAAGAUGAUCGUCGACCACUCAAUUGCGUGGUGUGACUCCAGCAUCGCUUUGGCCUGGAUUCACACUCCACCGCAUAAGUUAGGGGUCUUUGAAGGAAAUCGGGCCUCCCAGAUUCAGGGUCUCGUUCCUUCAACUGAGUGGCGACACGUUCCAUCAGCGCUCAACCCUGCUGAUUGCGCCAGUAGAGGUCUUCGACCCGACGAAAUUGUCGGGCAUGAUUUAUGGUUGUCCCCGUCUUGGUUACGGGACGACCCUUCCACUUGGCCGGAGAACAUUGCGGUGAACUCGUCCAGUGCCCAAGUGCAUACUGGAACCAUUGCGAGCGAGGAAGAGGUAGUAGCUGUAGACCCUUCUUUUAUUCUCGGUCGCUACAGCUCUCUAUCAAGAACCAAGCGAACAAUGGCUUGGGUUUUGCGAUUCAUCCGCAAUGUUCGAAGUCGCAAUCAUCCGACCAAACAUGACCCGUUGGUCGUACCGGAACCAUUGACGGUUUCGGAGCUUAAUGGUGCCUUGCUGAGAAUGAUUAGGUUGGUGCAGAUGACUUCCUUCUCUGAGGAGAUCACAGCCCUGCGCGAGAAGAAACCCCUCAAGCGACUGACUCAGCUCAGUCCAUUUUUGGAUUCAGAGGGUCUUCUUCGUGUAGGUGGACGUCUUCGGCACUCCGGCUUGCCAUUCUCUGCAAAGCAUCCCAUCCUUUUGCCUUCGAAGCAUUGUCUGACCGAUCUGAUCGUCGACUACCACCACGUCACUCACAUGCACGCCGGACCUGCAUGCUUGAUUUCGGUGCUGAGCCAAAGGUUCUGGAUCCCUUCAGCGCGUCGUGUGGUUCGACACCGAAUACAUAUGUGUCACCGGUGUCACCGCCUGAAGGCUAGACCUUUGCAGCCGCUCAUGGGUGACUUACCUCCCAACCGUGUAGGCCAAAUUCGUCCCUUCCUGAAGGUCGGCAUUGAUUUCGCGGGGCCUUUCCUAGUAAAGGCCUCCACUUUGCGAAAUGCGAAGUCCCACAAGGCAUAUCUGUGUGUCUUCGUUUGCUUCGCCACUAAGGCGAUGCAUUUAGAGGUCACCACAGAUCUCACUACCGAGGCGUUCUUGGCAGCAUUCCAUCGGUUUGUGUCGCGAAGGGGAAUGGCGUCGGAUGACCAUUCCGAUUGUGGGAUGAACUUUCAGGGGGCUAGGCGUCAUCUAUCGGAGGUAGAAACCUUCUUGCGGAGCAAGCAGAGUGACAUAGACGCUGCUCUGGUUGGUCAGGGUGUCAGGUGGCACAUGAAUCCACCGUAUAGUCCGCACAUGGGGGGGUUAUGGGAGUCCGCAGUGAAGUCCGCGAAGCAGCUGCUGAAACGAACCAUCGGGGAUAGGAUUCUCACUUUGGAGGAGCUGAUGACCAUGUUCUGUCGGGUAGAGGCGGUGCUUAACUCGAGGCCGUUGUGUUCUCUGUCGAAUGACCCAAAUGAUUUGGAGGCGCUCACCCCCGGGCACUUUUUGAUCGGUCAACCGUUGGUGGCGCCACCCGAGCCCUGCUUCGAGGAUAUCCCAAUGCCACGCUUGAAGCGAUGGCAGCUUGUGCAGCAGAUUGCUCAGCACAUGUGGCGCAGGUGGCAGCUGGAGUACUUGCACACUCUGCAGCAGCGUGGCAAGUGGACCAAAGAUCUCCCCAACCUUCAGUUGGGAGACUUGGUUUUGAUUAAGGAGGACCACUUGCCACCUCUACAAUGGCGCAAGGGACGAGUGCUCGAGCUGCACCCUGGACCCGACGGGGUCGUGCGGGUUGUCAAACUCAAGACGGGCUCUGGCACAUGCCUGCGUUCGAUGGCUAAGCUGUGUCGACUUCCCACUUUGCAGGAUUAG